AUGACCCUGCGACGCUCCGCUCGUCUAACUGCAGCGUCAGUGUCCAAGAACAACAGCACCACCACCACCACUGUCCCACAUCUGCAACCCAAAACUCAAACAAAGAGAGCAGCCAGCAGAACUACAAACGGUGUCUCAAAGACACGAAAGCCUGCUGCAGCGGCAGCAAGGGGCAAGAAAGCGCAGCUAAAUGCGAUUCUCCAACUUGACCAAGCUCCUCCCCUCACAGAUUCACCAACAUCAUCAUCAUCAUCAUCAUCAUCAUCAUCACGCUCAAACAACAGCAGACAAUCACCCAAUACUACUACUACAGCCACUACUAACAACAUCUGGGACCCCAUCCCCACCCCCACAGUUCACACCUCCAGCAGCAGAACGACCCCUCCCCCGCUCGAUCGACCGGUCGAACCGCACCACACCAACGCAACGCUCCUCACCCCCCAUGGCUCAUCGCUAGUUGCAUACCCCCCGGGCACAGAUGCGGACGCAUCACCAAGCAAGACAGGCCGGCCCCGUCCCACCGCCACAACAGGCACGCUUCUCGAGAAAGCAGCCGCACACCUGAUCGCCACGGAUCCGCGUCUCGAAUCGCUCAUCCGCGAACAGCCCUGUCCGUUGUUCACGCCCGAGGGCCUAGCCGAGGAGAUCGACCCGUUUCGGAGCCUUGUUAGUAGUAUCAUUGGACAGCAGGUGUCAGGAGCAGCGGCGAAGUCGAUUAAGGAUAAGUUUGUGGCGUUGUUCAAGACAAAUAAUAAGGAUGAGGAUGGUACGAGACCGAGCUUCUUCCCUACCCCGGAGGAAAUCAUCAAGAUGGAUAUCAGCACGCUCCGGACAGCAGGUCUGUCCCAGCGCAAGGCGGAAUACAUACAUGGGUUAUCGGAGAAGUUUGCCAACGGGGAACUGAGCGCCCGGAUGUUAUUGAAUGCUAGUGACGAGGAACUCGUUGAGAAGUUGACUGCUGUGCGGGGCUUGGGCAAAUGGUCUGUUGAGAUGUUUGCUUGUUUUGCUCUGAAGCGGAUAGAUGUGUUUUCUACGGGUGAUUUGGGUGUACAGAGAGGUUGUGCGGUGUUUGUGGGCAAGGAUGUAAACAAGUUGAAGGGGAAGGGCGGCGGUAAGUUCAAGUAUAUGCCUGAAAAAGAUAUGUUGGAGCUGGCGGCGAAGUUUGCUCCGUAUAGGAGCUUGUUCAUGUGGUAUAUGUGGCGGGUGACGGAUGUUAAUAUUGCUGUGUUGGGUGGGUAG
Messenger RNA from Aspergillus niger, 1239 nucleotides. RefSeq lists its product as uncharacterized. Gene Ontology annotation, biological process: DNA alkylation repair; base-excision repair; base-excision repair, AP site formation. The record is from RefSeq and is a predicted model, not a curated record. Gene Ontology annotation, molecular function: DNA-7-methylguanine glycosylase activity; DNA-3-methyladenine glycosylase activity; alkylated DNA binding. The transcript is spliced from 3 exons. Bases 1 to 1239 code for a protein of 412 amino acids. NCBI's taxonomy places the organism in Eukaryota, Fungi, Ascomycota, Eurotiomycetes, Eurotiales, Aspergillaceae. Gene Ontology annotation, cellular component: protein-DNA complex; nucleus.